AUGAAGAACAUUUACCACAAAGCCAAGGGCAAAAUCCACCCUUCCCCGGCGGCGGCGCCGCCGGCGGUUGCUGGAAUCGGCCUGUCGUCGUCUAAGCACAACGCGCUCGAGGUGCUCAGCGUCCUCCCCGCGGCCAUCCUUGUCCUCACGGCGGCGCUGACAAGCGGGGACAAGGAAGUGCUGGCCUACCUGGUCAUCAGGUCCCUCCACGGCCCUGCCGCCGCGACGGCGCCCGCGGAGCGGAAGCGGGAACGGGGGCCGGGCGCGGCUCAUCGGCCUCUGCUCGACUGCGGCUGCUUCGACUGCUACACCAGUUUCUGGUCGCGGUGGGACGCCUCCCCCGACCGCGAGCUCAUCCACCAGGCCAUCGAGGCGUUCGAGGAGCACCUUGCGAGUGCGGAGAAGAGGGGCGCCGGCAGGGGCGCGCGGAGGAGGGAGAGUAGGAGGAGGAUGGAUAGAGCUGAAAAGGUAAAGGAGCGGGCGGAGGCUGCGGUGGUGGAGGAGAAAAAGAUGCUCGAGGAACCGAAGACUGUAACUGAGGCACCAACUGGGGAGGAAACCAGCGAGGAGAGGAGCGGAGGAGAAGGCGAGUCGGUGGCGGCGGAUGGCGAGAAGCGACGGCGAUGGGCGGACGUGAAGGAUCUCUUCCACUCCGUUUUCUGGAACCUUUGGGGUCCGGCCGUGUAG
Zingiber officinale is the source of this 687-nucleotide messenger RNA. RefSeq lists its product as uncharacterized. The record is from RefSeq and is a predicted model, not a curated record. NCBI's taxonomy places the organism in Eukaryota, Viridiplantae, Streptophyta, Magnoliopsida, Zingiberales, Zingiberaceae. The transcript has a single exon. Bases 1 to 687 code for a protein of 228 amino acids.